GUGUGACAGUUUCUUAUUGUUUUGUGGUCAAAGAGUGAUCAAAUACAUGUAUGUAAUUUAGAAAGAAGAUUCAAAGAGGAGUGACAAAGAUACUGUUAUUGGUGACACCUGUGAUGGAUAAAAUUGAUUUCAGGCCUAACAUGAAUGAAUUGUGGAUGCAGUUGAAGACACUGCACCAGAACUUGAUGUCUGGAAACCACUGUGUAAGCACAAGUACAUUAGCAAGGCUUGCAGAUGUAAUAAAACAAACACUGACAUUGGAUGAUGGACCAUGUAGUAACAUCCCUGAAUUGUGUACACACUGUCACAAGCUUCUGAUGCUGACCAAUGUGACGAUGAUGUUUGAUAAUGAUGCUAUCAGAGAGAAUAAACACUCCUCUCUUCAGUGUGACCUGAUGGGUUCUCCAAGUACAGACAAAGAUUGGACUAUCAAACAUCAAGACCAGGGAAGAGAUGAGUCUUCUGGAGCUCAAAAACAAACACUGGAUGUAGCUGCUAAUCAGAGCACAGACAGAGAUUGGACUCCCAAGCACCAAGACGAGGGAGAAGAUCCGUCAGCUGGAUCUCCAGGACAAGGAGCAGAUGGACCUAAAGCUGCUGAUCAUCUCAGCUGGAGAAAGUAUCUGAUAAACUCUGUUGGAAUAGAAAAUCUGAUCUGUUCAUUGCUGUGUCUGUUAAAAAGCAGUGACAAGUUCAUACGGUAUGGAGCAGCCAAGGCAAUACUGUCUGGUUUCAAAGCCGACUCAUUUCACGGUCAUGAAGAAAAAUUACUUGCAUCCAUCCUGAGGGAUUUAACAUCUGACAACUCACCCCAGCCCAUUGCAAGUCUUGAUGUUCUCAAAUGUCUGAUGUCACGCAAAUCAGGUCGUCAUGUAAACCAGCUUACAGCAGCUAGUUUAAAGGCUUACUUCAACCAGUUGUGUAGUGUCUUCUGGGAAAAGGGAAUCAGAAGGUUAUCUUCUGGCGUUAAACUGGAUACCGAUUCUGAAGCCAUAUUGAAGACUGAUUCAGGAGUCAAACUAAAUACUGAUUCUGAAGUCAAAUUGAACACUGAUUCUGAAGUAGAACUGAAUCCUGAUUCAGAAGUGAUACUGAAUACCAGAAGUCCUAGUUCUGGAGUCAGAUUAGCCUUCUUGUGUGUUCUACAGAAAAUAAUCAAAUAUCUAAAUAACCAGGAUGAAUCUGUCAAACAGACUGAGCUUAACAUCAUCUUGCCAUUUGUUUCUAACAGUCUUGUCGCUUUUCUUUUUGAUCAAAAAUAUUUUGGUACGGAAACUCCUAGCAAAAACCUUAGUGAUCUCCCUUUACUUCAGAGAUCUAGCAAAAGUACAUCUGAAGUGGACAAAAGCUGCAGUGAUGGUUUCAGUUACAGCACUGAAAGCCAAUCUAUGUCAAAAUCUGAUGCAGUGAUAACUAUAUAUUCAAGACUUGUAUACAAAAAAAGUUUAGAUAUUUUCAAUACUAUUUUGUGUUAUGGUCAUGACCUAUCUAAAAAAAAGUGUCUCACAGAGAUUCAUCACAUCUACGUGACCCUGAGUGUAAAGGUUUUGUCGGUGGUUUCUGAAAGAGGUCUCAGCCGUGUUCCUUAUACAUCACAGUUUGUUGGUUUUGGAGGAACACAAUUUGAGAGUGAAGAUUUAGCUGGUGAUUACAUGCAGCAUGGGGACUCCGCCUUGCUUAGAAAACUGUUCCUGCUUCUGUUCAAAAUGUGUGCAGUUUCCAGGAAGUCAAGGCAGGAAGAACUGAAAGGAAGCAUGUGCCUACAAAUGGUGACAGCCAACAUGCAUGUAAUCAAUAAGUUCGUCUUGGAUCACCUGUCAGUGAACUGUGGUGACACCAGUAACAUGAGCUGGCUGCCGGUGGUCUUCUGUGAUCAAGACGAUGCCUGGAUUGAGACUCUACUCUGUCUACUUGAUAUUUACCUGUCUCUUCCAAGAAAUGGUGAUGCAGAUAUCGCCUUGGUAACCACUCUCAAUCCACACAAACUGUUUUUGCAAUUUCUUGACUCAACAACCAAUGAUCAUACAGUAUUAGUUGACCUCUUGACCUCUCCCGAGACCUGCUUCCUCCUGUAUCUGAUAAGGUAUCUCAAGUGUGUUUUAACAGAGUGGGACAUGUUUGUUAGAGUCUGUCACAGGACAUACUGCAAUCUUAAACACCGUAACAAACAGUGUCAUGAAAGAUUAACACAGCAAAACUACUGCACUUCUAAACAUGAGAGUCAAGAACAUCCAGUAACAGUGACCCUUGAUUGUCGCUGUAUUUCUGAACACCAGAGCCAUGAAGUACCACAAAUAGAAAGGCUUGCUCAUGACAGUUCCUAUAUUCCUGAUCAGAGCAAAGAGUCACCUAAACAAGACGAUCCCUAUAGUCCUGAUCAUCAGAGCAAUGAACUACAGGAAAGGCUGACUCAUGACAGUCCCUAUAUUUCUGUUCAGAGCAAUGAGCUACCUGAAAAACUGAUGCAGAACAAUUUCUGUAAUCCUGAUCAUCAAAGCAAUGAGCUACUUGAAAGACUGACUCCAGCAAAUAAGAAAGAAAACAUCUUGUUACGUCAUGAUAGUUCCGGAUCUGAUGAUGAUGACACACUCUUGACAACAAUUCCAUCAGAACAAGUAAAAGGGAGGCCCUUGAAGAGGAAAGCUAAUGAGUCUUCUCCAAACAAUUCUGAAGACCAAAUUAAAUCUUCUGAGGAGUUCUUGAGGACCAUAGAUGGGCAGACGGGGACCAGUAGAAAUGUUGAUCAAACCAUAGCUUCAAAUGUAGAUGUGAAAAGUCCAGGCUUUAAAAACACAUCUCAAUGUUGGAAGAAAAAAUAUAAAAUGAUAAAAUCUUUGCCAGUGACAUCUCCUGAUGGAUUAAGUUCACUGGCAUUGUCUUACAGUGAGAAAAAUGAUGAUAGUGAUGAAGAAGAUGAUGAACUUGAACAAAAAUCUACAGAUGGCCCUCAAAAGCAAAUAUGUUGUAUAAAGAUCAAGCAUAAAGAUACAGAUAGCAAAUCUUUUGUCCUUGUGGCUUAUGAUGAUGAUGAUGAUAAUAAUGAUGAAGUGCAGACUGAGGACUCUUUUGAAGCAGAUAGUGAUGACCAAAGUAAUGGGCUUAAUUCUAAAAUGGAACAUGACAGUAAAUGUCACUGGUCUUGUGUCGAUCAGGUUUUGGCUACCUUCAUCAGAAUGAGAAUGAAAAUCACAAAACUGUAUCAUCACGAUCUCUUUCCUUACAAGCCUCGACCACUUCUGACAGUUCUGCAGCAAUGUGAGGACAGAUACGAACUCAUGUCACAUGACACCCAAUAAACAUUUUUAUAUAAACUCAGGUCAUAAGGCAGUAUUACUAUGGCAUGAGUUCAUACAAAAUGUUUUAUAUGAACUUGGGUCACACCACAGCUAAUAGAGACAGACAGAUGUUAAUUUGUGUUUGGUACAUUAUAAAUUUCAUUUGGAAUAUUUGGCUAAAAUAAAACAACUGAUGACCA
Gigantopelta aegis is the source of this 3475-nucleotide messenger RNA. RefSeq lists its product as uncharacterized. The transcript is spliced from 6 exons. The record is from RefSeq and is a predicted model, not a curated record. Lineage: Eukaryota; Metazoa; Mollusca; Gastropoda; Neomphalida; Peltospiridae. The coding region runs from base 114 to 3296 and encodes 1060 amino acids.